Messenger RNA from Porites lobata, 6020 nucleotides. The record is from the annotation of a GenBank genome assembly. NCBI's taxonomy places the organism in Eukaryota, Metazoa, Cnidaria, Anthozoa, Scleractinia, Poritidae.
GAACAGCUUUGUAAAUUUGCAAUUUAAUUGCAAAUUAUGAGUAAGUUCUCCUUACGGUCUUUGUCUUUAGUUGAUAGAUAGGUUUUGUAAUCCUUCUUGGCCAUGGCUGAUGAUAUAGAUGACCUAUUAGACGAAUGUGAAACGAAGUUUUGCGGGAAUUCAAAAUCUUCAUCACAGAAUCAUCCGAACAAAACAAACUCAAGAUCGUCAAAGAAGGCGACACGAAACGAGAAAAUUGGAACGAAAAGGUUUGUCGUUUUUUUCAAUAGAACUCGUAUACUUAAGCCAUAUCUGUUACGUUUACUUAUUUAUAAGGGCACCUCUGCAAUUCUUGUGGUCUUUUUAGUUCACAGACCAAAAAUGUUGAACGCGAUGAGCUCAACGACAUGAUCAACGAGUGCAUGGACGAUGGACCAGAAAUUCCGGAAGUUCAUGAGAAGGUAGAAGCAUAUGUUACGUGUAGUUUACUGUAGCCAACUUUUUAAAGGUAAAGAUAAUAUUCCUCUGAAAGAAAUAUAAAGAAUGUUUCCACACGUGUACACGAAACUUUUGUUUCAAAAUUAUAUAAAAAUACAUUCUUAACAUUGGUUGCCAAGGCGCCAACAGUUACAUUAACAAGACGCCUAAAGUCGUUUCCGUGGGAUGCGUUGGUCUAUGGAAGCAUAAUGGCGUUCGAUCUGAAUUUUGGAAAAAUUAGGGAAACCGGAAAGAUGUGUCAUGUUAUGAGCAUCGAUGAGUAGGUUACCUGUAUGGGUUGGUUUAAUGUGCUUAUGACUCAAUUUAUAGUAGCCUGUGUGGCAGGCUACUAUUUCUCCCCAAUCCACAUCCCCUUUUUGCUUCCUCCCUAUCCCCUACCCCUUUCGACACCUGCUGCGCAAGCUAAAUUUAUAGUUGUCACUGGUCGCAAGGAUGGAGUUGAUCUUGUUUUGAUCUAUUGCCAUGUAGUUAUUUUCAUAGAACGAUUUGGAUAAGAAUAAGAAGUUAUUUUGCAUCAAAACAAGGUUUACCCGUGUAACUUAAAUUGGAAUGUUAACGGAAACAAGUAAUGGAGAACAUGCGCAUAAUGCUCUCUGAUUAACCUGAACAGGAACUAUAUGUAUAAAGAUACGUCAUAUCUUGGUAGUAAGUAGCCACAGGUAACUUUUUCAAAGAGAAAUAAACAUUGCAGUUUUAGGUUAAUGGAACAAAACAAAACAAAACAUCCGCUUGCUUUAUCCAGGGUCGAACCCAGGGUUACAAAGUUCGAUAAAGUUUCAAUGUUUUAAUCCAAGAUGAAAGUUUAAUAUUCCAAGAUGCUCUUGAUAUGGUUAAAAAUUAAUUGCAAUGUGUUUCCAAGGUGUCAAAGUUAACAUAGUUCCAAUGAUUAUCCCCGAUUCCAAGGUAUAAUAAGUUUACUAAGGUCCUGAUCCGUGUCCCAUCCAGAAGUCCAAUCCAUGCUGAAAGCGAGUCGUCGAUCAAUGAGGACAAUAUUUUCGCGAUUUCACCGCCAAUCGUCAAGGGUACAAGUUGAAAUUUAAGCGAUUUAACCUCCCAUCGUCAAGGUGUUUUCGAUAAGAAAAGAAAAUAACUGAACUCUAGCUGUGCUCGGCAAAAACUGGCGAACUCCGAAUAGAAAAAUCUAUCGGAAAUCACGGCCCAUAACCAGACGCUACUAAAACCUUAUGAAAAAGCUAAACCUAAACAAAAAAGAAUCAUGAAGGAAAGAAAUAAUUUGGCUUAGGUCGCCUUUAGUGACUUGCCAGUAUCCCGAAGGAUUUCGCUGGUGAACAAGCCAUCCUAAACCACGAGUGGGAAAACUCAAGCACGACAAAUUUGACAAGAAACGUUCUGAUUUCAACGUUCUUCAGAGGAAGCAAAUCGAUUAAAAAUCAAUACAGAUUUUGUACAAUCUGAUUGGUCGGCUCGGAAAAAGAGAUAAUCGAUAAAGAUUUUAGGCGACCCUAUUGGCUGGCUUUGCAAUUUUGGGUACAACCGAACCAGAUUUUAACUGUGAGAGUGCCACAGGUGUCCCACGGAAAAAAUACAGAAUUGUAAAUUAGUUUACUAAGCUACGAGGUAGUUAUCCCGGUUGUUUUUUUUGCUGGGUGGGGAGAAUUAUUUUUACAGUGGAAGCCCUUGAGAUUACCAAAUUACUGCUCCCCCCCUCCGGCCCCAUCACAACCCCUAAAUCAAAGCAAACUGUGAAAAAGAGUCCUAGGUGACGUGCAAUAGUGCUAGAUUCUCCUCCCAAAAUUGCCAAAUAUUUGUCUGUGAAAUGAAAGGAGAAUUUGGCAUUGUAUCAAGAAUCACUAAGGGCCUUAUUCUUAAUCAUAUUUAUUUAUAAUUUGGAAGAAUCAUCCACCCUUCUCUCUCAACUGCUACCUGAGCACCUAUCAAACAUAUCAAACACACUCUCCUAAGCUCUGAUUACUCCUAGUUAUGUAAUUAAGAAUUUAUUAUUAUCGCAGACUGAUGUGGUUGGUGGGCUCAUUCCUCCCCAUAGGUCUCUUUGUCCCUGCAAGCUUACUGCGCUCUUCACAAACAUGCGAAUUCUGAAGUUCAAAAGCCAAAUGACGAUUGCAUUUUUUGCAGCCGUCAAUCAUCUUAACGGACCUCUUAGAAAACAAAACUUUACUUUGAUGGGUUGUAACAAUUAACAACAAUAUACCUUUUUAUGUAACAAUUAAUGAAUGAGGCUGAGUAUCUUAUGAAGAAUUAUGGAGAUCAAGGAGGGUAUUAUCCAUCAUGGCCGUAGGCCGAGGCGGAUAACACCCUCCAAGAUCUCCAUAAUUCUUCAUAUGAUACGAAAGCUGAAUUCAAUAAUUAUUGUUUUAUUAUUCAUUCAAAAUAAUUCCUAGUCUAAAAACAUAGUUAAAACAUGCUUACCUCCAUCGAUCAGAUCGAUGUUAAGUUCAUCUUCGAUAGUGCACGUUUAGGGUUGUUCAGCUCCGCAAAUACUCUCCAAAUAGCAGAUAUCGCCCUUCGAGUUGUCUUCUUGCUGUUCUUGUCAUGUUUUUAGCCAUUAUAUCGCUUAGUUCCAGCGGUAGUUCUUACUCUUGAAACGAGUGAAGUGUCCACCAUUUUAGUUUUCAGAAUGAAAACAACUCAACCUCAUCCUCAGGUCUUCUCGGUUAACAGUGCAUUAAUCUGUAGAAGGCUGCAUUUUUGACGUCAUAUCCUCGUGAAACACAAAAUUCUUCCAAAUUUGGUCAUCAGUAAGUGGUUAUGGUGAAUUAUGAAUAAUGAAGGAAAUUAAGGCUUCAUGAAAUUAACAUUUGUGUUAACUCAAGUCCUGUUAAUUUCUGUAAAUGUUAAUUUCCCCGCCAUUAAUUUUAUUAAACGGAGCGUUUAUUUCCGCAACCUUAAUUUCCAUUAUUUUGGCUCCGAAUUCUCAAUAUACUUUUGACAUUCUUGACACCUAAGAAAGAGGACUAUUUUAUCAGGAUGGAGAUCUGCCAGUAUCAGUGAAACUGUCAAACCCUUGAAAUGGCCAGAUUUCUUCGCUUGUCCCCCUUCAAAUGUUUAGGGAAACUUCCACUAACAAAGUUUCCAUUUUGGGUUAUACGUUUACUUUUAUUUCUUUGUCUCAACAAGUCUUGUUUCUUUGUGAAUGCCCCAUUAAUUUCCUUCAUUUUAAAAUGUUACCCUCUCUUUCUUGUUAGUUUUCUUUAUUUCAAAGUCAUUUUUCAUUAUGUUGCAUUAAUUUAAGUUGCUUUAAUUUCCAAAUUAUCUUAAUUUCAAGGAACAGUAGUUUCCUGUAACAAGAUAUUUGGAAGAAUUUGCUUGAAACCUGACUCGGGGGGGGAGGGGGAGAGUUUGAUGGAUCAAAGCCUUUUGGGGGUCUAAAUUUAUCCUGGAGGUUAUAGUUAGCUGCAGGAAAUUUACUCUUGUGUUGUCUUUCUUACUGUUUUUCUUGUCUCUGUAACAGCUGUGUUGAAUUUUCAUACAAGGGGAACUUCCCGUAGCUGUAUGGGUGAGGAGUCAAGAGGGGCACUGCUCCCCCUAUCUCCAAUUUCCGAAAACUGUGAUACUUUUUAGGAGCAACUGAAUUUGAUAAUGGUAAAUCUCUUGGGAGAAAAUUUAAUAAAUUAACGUUCAGAAAUAAACUAAAAAUUAUCACAGGCGGGGCACAUCAGCCAGCAACAAUUUUUAAUGGAAUUGUUUUACCCUAACACAUGAUUUUCCAUUUUGUUCUCCAGCAUUUGACACAGAUUUCCUCUUCAAGCCAAAAAGAUUCAAGUUCAUCAAGGAAGAAAUGUGUUAAGGUUUUUCUUGGAGGCUCCAAGUUUGCAAAGGGACUCUCCACUGGCUCAGAAGAGAGGUGCUUAUUUGUGAUUCAAGUUUUUAAGUGUUAUUAGUAUUAUAAACAAUUAUUAGAGGUGUAUUAUCUUGUCGUGGAAGUAUAAAACCACACCUUCCUACAAAUGAAGCCCAAAAAAAUGUGCAUUUUUGUGGCCUGGAAGUUUAACGUGGCAUUUUUUGUGACCAAGCAAAGUAGUCAUUAAAUUGUUGACGUUAUAAUUAUUAUACCAGCAUUUUAGCUUUUGGUACCAAAAGAGUUACCACUUUUUAGUUGAGAAAUGCAUAAACUGGCAAACUGAAGGUUUGAAAUUUUCACCAUUCAAAAUACUGAAGGCCUUGACAGCCUUGGCCAAAAAAGAAUGCAGGGUGCAAAGAAAGUCAGUUUUACAGCCUGCCAUUCAGGCAAGCUGUAGCUAGCAUGUUCUAGCCCACAAGUCAUUUUAACCAUCCCCAAAACCCUUUUUGAUUAGCCUGAUUAGCAGGAUUGAUUACAAUCCUUCUGUAUUUUGAAUUUCCAAAAAAAAAAACGGCACUUGCCCAUCGGGCAAGUUAAGAACAAAAAUCACUAGCCCGAUAGCAAAAUCCACUAGCCCCGGGCUAUCGGACACGACUCUCUUUGCACGCUGGAAUGAAUAUUCCAAUGCCAUGAUAUUGAAGCCUUUUUUAAAAAUUGAUCAGAAUAAGGGUUAGCAGAAAAAGGGAGUUGGUGCUUUUUAUUAGUAACUUUUCAUAAAUUCAGUGCUACUUGUUAAUUCUCGUUCUGAAUUGCCUUUCAUGUUCCUGUGAACUUACUGGAGAAUUUAAUUGUACAUCAAUGCAGUUAAGAAGCCUGCUGAAAAGUUGAUACUGGGUCUUUUCGUAUUUAGAGCAUUAUUUAAAUUUGUCUAAGUUGUCUUCUUUUUUGUUCCUAGAGUGUGCGACAAGCUACGUUGUACAUCGUGCGACUUCAAUGUGGUCAUCCUUAAUGACUAUGAAUGGCAUGAAGACUGUGAUUAUUUAUUCUUUAGAAACAAUAUACCAGACUUUGAUAAACUUAAAAGCAAGCUUUCAAGGAAACGAGGUAAUUGAUAACAUAAAAUCUUCCAUCCUGUUGCUCUCAAUCACAACAAUAUAAAGUCGAACCUCCCGUAAGCCACCACCCAAAAUGCAAAGACGGAAUGGUCACUCACAGGAGAUGGUCGCUUACCAGAAUCUAACCACAGGGGGUCUCUUCAUUUUGUGGGGAGACCACCAGUGGUGUCUCAGGAGUUAAGAUUUCCCCUCUGUUCCAUUAUUUUCUUGCGAUCAAGUAUAAAAACCCAACUACCAGUUGCUAAUGAUAUAUUCAGCUUUCUCACGGUAGAAGCUCACUGUGAUUUGAUUUUGUAGGUUGUUGCGCCUAUGCCUGCCAGUGUUCAUGGAGAUCCAUUGUACAACUCACUGAGCUUUGGUCUGGCGAUCCACACCUUAAAUGGGUUUGUGGAAAGCACAGCUGACAAAGCAAAUGGGCCUUAGUUUUUAGUGUAUUGGUAAUAAAGAAUACAAAUUAAUAUAGGCCAGGACAAUGAAGGGAAUAGACUUGAUUGAAGUCUGUAAAUGGCAUUAUUUAAGUUUUUUGGAGAGAUUGCAGGUAGUUGUCAUGUAAAUAAAUAAAUAUUUCAGACUCUUUGAAAGAAAGGAAAUAACCUUGUUCUGAAACACGUUUUUUCUGACCAAGUGCAAUGCUUUAACCUUGUAUAACUUGUAAAAAUAUUAUGAAC